Molecule: messenger RNA, 1134 nt
Organism: Henningerozyma blattae CBS 6284
Lineage: Eukaryota; Fungi; Ascomycota; Saccharomycetes; Saccharomycetales; Saccharomycetaceae
Exons: 1
Coding region: 1-1134 (377 amino acids)
Cellular component (GO): nucleus
Source: RefSeq, a predicted model, not a curated record
AUGAAUUUAAAAAAACAUGAUACUUUGAUCCAGAAAGAAUGGCUAUGGCAAUAUGCGGAUGAGGAACGUGAUGUCAAUGUUUUCAACACUCCUGAUAAAACUUCGUUAAUAUUCGCCAUAUUCUAUCUAGAUGAUUUAGAAGAAGCUAUAACACCUAUUAUUUCUAAUAUUUUUUCCCUUGUUGAAAAAGAGUUUCAUGAUUGGAAUGUAUCAUAUCCUUGGACUGAAUAUAAUGGAGUUGAAUUAGAAAUCACACAGUAUGUAUAUGAGUUAGGCAAUAAAGAAAUUACUAUUCCAUAUAUAACUGGGCAGAUAUGUGUUGAAGAUAAUUUACAACAGGAGGAAGGUAUCAUUAUAUCAAUUUUGUAUAAUAUUUCGAAAACAAUAGGCCCUGGGUGUUUUAUAAAAAUAUCAGAUACGACUGGUGAUUUUCUUUUGGCUGAAGCAUAUGAAGGUAUCCCAGAGGAAUAUGAAUUUCCAAUUGCCAAUAAUAGAUUUUGGUUGAAUGAUGGUAAAUUCAAGAUGAUAAGUAAAAAUUAUUAUUACAAUAGAGGCUUACAACCUGAAGAAUCCUUAGAAUUUCUUAGGAAAUCACCUCAAAAUUGUAUUGAAAUACCCAAGAUUUCUUCCAUAUUACAGUCUAAAGUUACAGAGGAUUUUCCUAGUAAAUACAUGAGCGAUAUGGUGCAAAUACCACUUCUUAUAAAUGACAAUUCAAUAGCACAACUACUUAAAGAUAACUCUCAAAUCAUAAAUUACCUCCUUAAGAAUAUUGCUUCUACCACUGAUCCAAUCGAUAAGAUAGACUUAAAUUUGAAAGGCACAGCACAAAAGAUCAACUUACUUGCCACAAAGAGUCAUUGUGAAGUUCUUAAAUAUUAUUUAGAAAUGAAUAACCUAAGGAAUGACAGUACAAAUAUCGAGCUAGCAUCAGGUGAAAUAAUAUCUUGCACAUUAAGAGAUCUAGUAGACUCCAAAAUGAUAAGCAUUGAAAAUUCAUCCAAUAUGAAAUUAAAACCAUCUAAUAUAUUUGAUAUAGGGAAAUUCCCUGUACUAAAUUUAUAUAAAAAUAUGGAUAUGACAAAUGAUGUACAACCUACAGAAGAACUUAUAGAAAAACUGGGUAAUUUUUAA